Fraxinus pennsylvanica is the source of this 1653-nucleotide messenger RNA. Lineage: Eukaryota; Viridiplantae; Streptophyta; Magnoliopsida; Lamiales; Oleaceae. The record is from the annotation of a GenBank genome assembly.
AUGGCGGUCGCAUCGCCUUCAGCUCCCAGUUUCUCUGCCUCCUCCUUCUGCUGUAGGCGCACAGAGUCAACUCACCUCACUCGCUCCCUCCGUUUCUCAUCUUGUCCAGUGUUAACUCGUCCAAAUGGGAUCGUGACCCGCCCGGUGACUCACCGUCCAGCUAUCGUCUCCCGCCUCAACGCCUCAUCAACUCCGUCCGACGGAGAGCUGAUGUACGAGCUCAACAACAGUUACCGGCGGCGGAAGGGGCCGUGGCCGGUGUAUGUGACGCUGCCCAUGGAUGCCGUGGGUCCUUCCGCGCAGACGAUGAGGCGGAAGAAGGCGAUGGCACAGUCGUUCCGAGCCCUAGCGGCCGCGGGAGUUGAAGGAGUGGUGAUGGAGGUGUGGUGGGGACUGGUGGAGAGGGAAAUUCCGAGAAUUUACAACUGGCAGGGAUAUUUAGAAAUUGUUUUGUUGGCGCAACGAUUCGGACUGAAGGUUCGGGCCGUGAUGGCUUUUCAUCAAUGCGGUUCGGGCCCUGGUGAUCCCUUCUGGAUUCCUCUCCCUCAAUGGGUGCUUAAAGAAAUGGAUAAAGAUCCAGAUUUAGCAUGUUCUGACAGGUUUGGAAGGAGGAAUAUUGAAUACAUCUCCUUGGGAUGCGACAUUCUUCCUAUUCUCAAUGGACGAACGCCAAUCCAAGUAUAUGCAGAUUUCAUGAAGAACUUCAGAGAUACCUUCAGACUGUUUCUCGGUGGCAUUAUUACUGGGAUUCAAGUUGGAAUGGGACCAGGAGGUGAAUUAAGAUAUCCUUCUUGCCCUAGUCAAAAGCUGACACGGGCAUGGCGCUCUCGUGAACUUGGUGAAUUCCAAUGCUAUGAUAAGUAUAUGCUUGCAACCCUAAAUGCCUGCGCAUGGGAGAUAGGUAUGCGUGAGUGGGCAAAUGGGGGUCCUAUUGGUGCCAGUAAUUUAAUGCAAGAUCCUGAAAAUACCGACUUUUUCAAAACCAAUGGUUCUUGGAAUACACCAUAUGGAGAGUUCUUCCUCAGAUGGUACUCAGGAUUGCUACUUCUGCAUGGGGAAAGAAUUUGCCAGGAAGCAAAGUCAAUUUUUCGUGGUACUGAAAUUAAUAUGUCGGGGAAAGUGGCUGGGAUCCACUGGCAUUAUGGCACGCAAUCUCAUCCAUCAGAGUUGACAGCUGGCUAUUACAAUACCUCAAUCAGGGACGGAUUUCUACCAAUUGCACGCAUGUUUGGUAAGUAUGGGUUUACUAUGUGUUGUACGUGUUUUGAAAUGCAAGAUGCGGAAGAAAUGCAGAUAAAUGCAGUCAGUAGUCCCGAAGGUUUUCUUAAACAACUUCUUGUUGCUGCAAGAAUCUGCGAUAUUCCAUUCGAGGGAGAAAAUUCUGCUACUAACUUGGAUGAUGAGUCGUACCAACAGGUGUUAAAGAUGUCAAAGUUCUAUUCGGACGGUCUAGAAACACCUUCCUUUUCGUUUAACUUUGUUAGAAUGGACAAAAACUUGCUUGAAUCUCGCAAUUGGGUUAGUUUUACUCGUUUUGUGAGACAAAUGUCGGGUAUCAAUAUUUUUCGAGCCAAACUAAAUUUUGGAGGAGAUGAUGUGAUCCUUUCUUCUCCAUCUACUGCUGCUUACGCUGGAGCUAUUGUUGCAUAUUAG